GCGAAGAAGGUACAAGGCACUAGGAUUAGGCAAAGAAGGAGAUAGCUGAAAUUCUUGACAGACAGCCCAAAAAAAGAAAACGCGAAGGGGAAAGCUGGAAAACUCUCCAUCUUCCCCACCGCCUGAAGAAAAAAACUUCUGGUUUGUGAUCGCGUGACGACGUGAAGGCAAACUCGAUUACCGUUAGGCGCAGGAGGUUGAUCGGCGGCCGUUUUUGCCUUCCUGUGCUUCACUUCCGUCCGGCGGUUCCCUAACGGUAAAACCCAAUUUCCGAAAAUUUCCAACAUUUUGCAUAAACCCUACCGCAAAGCCAAUCCCUUUCUGUAAUUUGUGAUGACUCUCUUGUUUUCUAGUUAGAACCCUCGAUUCUGAUCUUAAUUCGAGGGACCCAAUACGUGUAUCUCUCGAAUUGAUAUCUUAAGCUUGAGAGUGACUUCAGAAUGUCAAUUCAGGGCCCCAGCUGGUUAGCAACACCCCCCCAAAGGUCUUGCCUUUAUUGGUGGACUACCAGAAAGUAGCCAAAGACAAAGUCAUCUUGUUGUCUGUCCUGCAGCCCAACAACAUUCUGAUGAUGACAGACACAUCUCAGGAGUUAGUAAAAGACAGUGACCAUACUGGUCACCACACAAGAGAAGACGGUGAAUAUAUUAGGCUUGGCAUGUCUGAUGAACCAAAUCCGAUUCUACCACAUGUAUCGGAACCUCCAACACCAUCAAAGUCCAAGUCUUCCCAGCGUUGGACCAAAAUUCUAACGUUGUGCAUAGUGAUUGGCUUAGUUGUCUUCAUUUCAAUCAAAUGGGUCUUACCAUUUCUUUUCAAAAAGGUUCUGUACCCAAUGAUGAAAUGGGAAGCAACUGCCUUUGGACGUCCUGUACUUGCUCUUGUGCUUGUCGGUUCUCUGGCAUUGUUCCCUGUAUUCUUAAUUCCUUCAGGCCCUUCUAUGUGGUUAGCUGGUAUGAUCUUUGGAUAUGGCAUUGGGUUUGUCAUAAUCAUUGCUGGAACAACGAUUGGGAUGAUCCUGCCUUUCUUCAUUGGCCUGUUUUUUCGUGAUCGUAUCCAUCAAUGGUUAGAGAGGUGGCCCAAGAAAGCUGCCAUACUGAGACUAGCAGCAGAAGGGAACUGGUUCCAUCAAUUUCGAGUGGUUGCCCUUUUCAGGGUAUCCCCAUUUCCAUACACAAUUUUCAACUAUGCAAUAGUCGUCACAAGCUUAAGAUUUUGGCCCUACAUAUGCGGUUCAGUUGCUGGAAUGAUCCCGGAAGCUUUUCUUUACAUCUACAGUGGUCGACUCAUCAGGACGCUAGCUGAAGUGAACUAUGGGAAUCAUCAUCUAACGCCAGUGCAGAUCGUGUAUAAUGUGAUCUCGUUCAUCAUUGCUAUCAUAAUUGUCAUAGCUUUUACCUUGUACACAAAGAAAGCGUUGGACACGCUUGAAAAUGGAGAGUCUACUGGCAUCCCGAUCUCAGCAGCACACGUUAGUUACGAGAUGGGUAAGCUGCCACAUGAGAGAUCCAACCAUAUGGUUCUGUCAUCUUUUGUAUCAUGACGCCCCCAACUUGAUUUAAAUGAAAUUAUCAUUGCCCCCUGUAAAAAGUACCCCCCUGCAAACUACUAAACCCUAAUUUUGCCUCUUGUUUAGCUAUAAUCAAUGAUUCGGUCUCCCUGUUUGUACUUACAAUCUAGAAAGACAAAAUCCACUACUUGUGAUUUACUCCAGAAACAGAUGUCUACAGUGCUGUAAUUCUCUGGUGAAUAAAGAUUGAGAAGAAAGCA
Molecule: messenger RNA, 1770 nt
Organism: Linum tenue
Lineage: Eukaryota; Viridiplantae; Streptophyta; Magnoliopsida; Malpighiales; Linaceae
Source: the annotation of a GenBank genome assembly